This is a messenger RNA of Abrus precatorius (Indian licorice), 1002 nucleotides long. RefSeq names its product metallothiol transferase FosB-like. NCBI's taxonomy places the organism in Eukaryota, Viridiplantae, Streptophyta, Magnoliopsida, Fabales, Fabaceae. The record is from RefSeq and is a predicted model, not a curated record. The coding region runs from base 165 to 683 and encodes 172 amino acids. The transcript has 3 exons.
GUGACAAUCUCUCUAGCUAGAUCAGUGUUUUUCCUACUUUGAAUUUUCUCCUUCUUCUCUUCUUUAACUUUUUCUAACCACAUUGUUUUUCUCUCAAAGUUUUAAAUUUUGUUUUUCGGAUUAGCAUUUUCUUCUAGUUUAUAGUUGAAUUUUUUUAAGAGACGAUGAAGGAAAGUGUGGGAAACCCUUUGCACCUUAAGUCUGUGAACCAUAUCUCCCUCAUAUGCCGAUCAGUGGAAGAAUCAAUGCUUUUUUACCAGAACGUUCUUGGUUUUUCCCCAAUCAGGAGGCCUGGCUCUUUUGAUUUUGAUGGGGCAUGGCUAUUCGGCUAUGGUAUUGGAAUUCACUUGCUAGAAGCUGAGAAUCCAGAGAAUUUGCCAAAGAAGAAGGAAAUUAAUCCAAAAGAUAAUCAUAUAUCUUUUCAGUGUGAGAGCAUGGGAGCAGUGGAGAAAAAGCUGAAGGAGAUGGAAAUAGAUUAUGUGAGAGCAACAGUAGAGGAAGGUGGGAUCCAAGUAGAUCAAUUGUUUUUCCAUGACCCAGAUGGUUUUAUGAUUGAGAUAUGCAAUUGUGAUAGUCUUCCUGUGAUUCCCUUGGUGGGUGAGGUGGCAAGAUCAUGCUCUCGUGUGAAUCUUGGGAUAAUGCAGAAUCAACAGCAGAUGCAGAAAAUGGUCCACCAAUUGUGAGCCUUCUGUUAUUGUGGAUAACAACAUUGAAAAUUCUCAUGUAUCACGAGGAAUUACUGUCUUUUUUGUGUUGUCUAGUUGUCAUUGUACCAUGCUGUUCCUUUUGUUCUGUUUCCUUUGUGUUCAUUCACUAAAUUGUUGUUCCUCACCAAAAUUGAGUUGCCAUUUUGCGUCUAUCAGGGGUGUUUGCUUUCUGGUAUUUGUUUCUAAUUUAAUAAUAAUGUGAUUUCUGGUAAAGUGCGUGCAUUGUAACCUUUUUUUGUCCAAGUGACCCACGAAUUGAAUAAUUAAUUGUACCUGGUUUAACUAGGGACAACUU